AGAGCUACAUCUUUCGGCUUACAUCUAUUCGGACCACACUAAACCGAGGUUGUGGGAAAGUACUUCUCUUCCGAGGUUUGUGGUCUGGCGAGAAUUCACGGCGAAAUCGAAUAAAGAAGGAAUGACCAGUUCGGACAAAUAACAGAAAGCAUGUAUGUCUGUAUUAAUCGAGCAAAAUUCCAGAGAAUAAUAAUGAAGAUUAAAGGGAAGCUAACAAACCUUGUAUAGCGCUUUUGGCGUACACACUGUAGCAAAGUAUUUUUAAGUUAGGGGGUGAAGGAAAGGGGAUCUCUGCAAAUUCCCGAACUGAAAUUUUUUUUGGCAAAAAAGUGUUAAGAAGAUGGCUUUGUCCUGCAAAAGCUGGCUUGCAAACGAAUGUGGAAAACAUCUCCUUCUGCUCGUCUGGUUGGCAACAAAUGUAUGGCUAUUUUGGAAAACAUUUGUGUUAUACUACAGUGGUCCGCAAUAUUUUUACCUUCAUAAGAUGCUUGGGCUAGGAUUGUGUGUUAGCAGGGCCUCUGCAUCAGUCCUCAAUCUUAACUGCAGCCUCGUGCUCCUUCCCAUGUGUCGCUGUCUUCUGGCCUUAAUACGAGGAUCCCAAAAGGUAACUGGUAGGAAAGUCAGACGACUGAUGGAUAAGAGUAAGACAUUCCAUGUGGCAUGUGGUUUUGUCAUAUGUAUUUUCUCAGUGGUACAUGUAGUUGCUCAUGUGGGUAACACACUCAGUUUCUCUGUGCGCUACAGUGAGGAAUUGCCUGCUCUGAACAUGGCACGCUACAGAGGGGAAGAUCCUCGAGUUAUUAUAUUUACGACUGUUCCAGGAAUAACUGGUGUCCUUUUGGUAGUGAUCCUUUUUUUGAUGUUUACUGCCUCCUCAUACUGUAUAAGGGUUUCCAGCUAUGAAAUAUUCUGGUACACCCACAACCUUUUCAUUGUCUUCUACAUUCUGCUACUUGUGCAUGUGGCUGGGGGUGUACUGAAAUAUCAGACCAAUGUUGAUGCUCAUCCUCCUGGUUGCUUCAGGCCUAACAAAACCAUCCAGAACCCAAGAUCCAAGAUGAAACCUGCUCCCGACCCCUUUUUUGAUGACUUGCCAGCAUCUUCCAUCACGGAUAACUUUAACAGAAUCUGUAAAGAAGAACCCCAUUUCCAACAUCACUUCCCUGAGACAUGGCUGUGGGUGUCAGGCCCAUUGUGCUUGUACUGUGCCGAAAGACUAUAUCGGUACAUACGAAGCAGUGCACCUGUUACCAUAGUCUCUGUUGUAAGUCACCCCUGUGACGUAAUCGAGGUGCGAAUGGUGAAGAACAAUUUCAGAGCCAGACCUGGACAGUACAUUGUUGUGCACUGUCCAAAUGUGUCAUCCUUUGAAAGUCACCCAUUCACUCUGACAGUGUGUCCAACAGAAAGGAAAGCAACAUUUGGCAUCCACCUUCGGGUUGUCGGAGACUGGACUGCCAGAUUUCAAGAACUGUUGCUUCCAGAAUCUAAUCUAGAUUUGGAGAUUUUGCCCAUAGUGCAGCAAAGAAGGUUCCCUAAGUUGUACAUAGAUGGGCCUUUUGGGAGUCCAUCUGAAGAAGUGUUUAACUAUGAGGUCAGCUUGUGUGUUGCUGGAGGAAUAGGAGUCACUCCUUUUGCUUCGGUGCUCCAAACCCUGCUGGAUGAAUGGCAGCAUUACAAACUGAGAAGGCUGUAUUUUGUCUGGGUCUGCAGGGAGAUACAAUCAUUCUAUUGGUUUGCUGAUCUGCUGUGUGCUUUACAUCAGAAGCUGUGGCAAGAAAACCGGCCUGACUACUUGAACAUUAAGCUUUUUCUCAGCAAAGCGGAGGGGUUGCAGAAUAUCAGGGGGGAGAGGUACAGAGCCCUGAACUCAAGGCUUCUCUUAGGAAGGCCCAGGUGGAAGCUUCUGUUUGAAGAGAUUGGAAAAUAUAAUCAGCAGAAAUGCAUUGGUGUGUUUUGCUGUGGACCUAAAGAAAUUUCUAAAACUUUGCACAAACUCAGUAACGCCAGCAAUGCUUUUGGGACCAUAUUUGAAUACAACAAAGAGUCGUUCAGCUGAAACAAAGCUUUUUUUAAACAUGCCUUUCUUAAACUGAAGUGCAAUGUGGAGAUGGGCAAUAAAAAGCUCUUUAUCUUCAGCUCUGCUAAGAAAAAAAAACAUUGGAGGAUAAGAGGACAGCAACGUCAUUCUGUUAAGAAGAAGACUGGAAUUUUAUACCUUAAAUGGCAAAUUCUGAACAAAACAAUCAUUUAUCAUUAUAACAAAACAUUAUCAUUUUAAUCUCAUCAACUGUAUGCAAAUUAUCAACCACAAUCUGCAUGCACCCUUAUGGGAAAUAUUAAGAUGAAUAAAAGUGGACUUCACAAACACUUUUAUUUUAAAGUGCAAUAAGUAGACUAUUGCUGUUUUUCCAAAACAUGAAAAUCUUUGAAUUUCUUAAAGGUCUAUUUAGUAUAAGAUCUGUGACUCAUUUCCAGGCUUUAAAAAAUUAAAAAUGUUUCUUUUAAAAUAAUUCAUUCAAGUAAAAUACUUAGGAAAAGUAUUCCAUUUGUAGUGUUGGUGUCUACUGUUGACUUAAUUGUUAACUUGAGUUUUUGUUUUUUAUAUUGUCAUAAUAUUGUGAAAGACUUGAUUUCAAAAGCCAUAGAUUUCAUUGUUACAGAAGGAAGAAACUUCUGUUACUAAACCUGGUUCAUAUCGGAAAGGUCAUGUUUCAUGUUCUGUUAUUUAAAAAAAUGAAUAUUAUUAAUUUUAUACUGUUUUUCCCAUAGGAAUGGGCAAAAUAAAUAGUCAAAUGUUUCCAUCAUAUGAUUUUUACCCUUUCUGGUCUGAAUGAUAAAAGCAGGGAAAAGGUACUGGAUACUUCUAUAAAGGUUUUGCAUUUUUCUGGAGGAAUUCUGUAUAAUGAUUGUAGCCUUUCAGAAUUUUGCUUAUAUUUAAUCUUUGAUAAUAUUUGCUAUCGGAUGUUUUUUUGUUUGAACCUUUCUUUACUUUUGUAACAGCAAUUGUGUAGUUUUUUUCUAAUUAUAAAUCUUUAAUGUUGGCAUAAACAGGGCAGUUGCCAUUCAUAAGUUUGCAAGUCAUGCUCCUGUAAUUCACCCAAAAUAUCAGGCAACAUAAUUUGGAAAAUAUUAAAUGACUUUUCUUACAAUGAA
Molecule: messenger RNA, 3156 nt
Organism: Lepisosteus oculatus (spotted gar)
Lineage: Eukaryota; Metazoa; Chordata; Actinopteri; Semionotiformes; Lepisosteidae
Product: NADPH oxidase 4
Biological process (GO): defense response; superoxide anion generation
Cellular component (GO): NADPH oxidase complex; plasma membrane
Molecular function (GO): superoxide-generating NAD(P)H oxidase activity
Source: RefSeq, a predicted model, not a curated record